AAGGGCAACCAGUGAAGAACAAACACCAUUAUGGAGACCAGACCCAAAUAUUACGGCAGAGAGUUCCAUGGCAUGCUAUCGAGAGAGAGUGCAGAUGAGCUACUGGGAGGAGCAGACGGGGCUUACCUCGUCAGAGAGAGCCAGAGACAGCCAGGGACACACACCUUGGCCUUAAGGUUUGGGCACCAGACCCUGAACUACAGACUGUUCUAUGACGGGAAGCACUUUGUGGGGGAGAAGCGCUUUGAGACGGUCCAUGACCUGGUGACGGAUGGCCUCAUCACCCUGUACAUCGAGACCAAGGCAGCAGAGUACAUUGCCAAGAUGACCACCAACCCCAUCUAUGAACACCUGGGCUACACAUCCCUGCUGAAGGACAAGAUGGGGCACCGGCUGAGCCGGGGACGCACUGAACCCCGUAGGGUCACCUUCCAGAGAGAGGACAGUAAGAUCACCACUUCUCCUCUGGUACGGCACAGCACCCUGAAAGACUGCCCCUCCGAGAAGCAGAGCUCCUAUGACAAGAUCCACAACUUCAAGGUUCAUACUUUCCGAGGGCCUCACUGGUGCGAGUAUUGUGCCAACUUCAUGUGGGGCCUCAUAGCCCAAGGGGUCCACUGCUCAG
Molecule: messenger RNA, 625 nt
Organism: Salvelinus sp. IW2-2015
Lineage: Eukaryota; Metazoa; Chordata; Actinopteri; Salmoniformes; Salmonidae
Source: RefSeq, a predicted model, not a curated record